AUGACUGGUACACGAUCGCACACCCAGAGCACUGUUGCAGGCAAGCGUGUGAGGGCUCCCAGUGGAAGCCCUCCCCGUGUUGCUGAAGAUCGCCCUGACGACUUUCAGGGCAUCCUUCGGUUUGAGCUGGCAGCACAAGAUGAGCGCUUCAGAGUUCUUGUGAGUCAGAUCGAGGAUAAGCAUAAGAGAGCCAUGGAUCAGAUGCAGGCCAGCCACAGGGCUGAUGUGCAGCGGCUGACGGGACAGUUGGACAGGGCCCUGAAUGAGAUGGCUCAGCUGAGGGGGGCAGUUGAGAGCCGGGACCGGGAAUCCCGUGCUUCCCAUCUCAUUAUCAAGGGGCUUCCUGAGGAAUCCAACGACCAGUCUGUUCUUCAGGCUGUGUCCCAGCUCUUCCCAACUCCAAAUGGGGAGACGCCUAUUGCCAUCACAGAGGCAAGGCGCCUGGGUCGCCCCAGGGAGGGGGCACCUGAGGUGCGACCCAGGGCUGUUCUGGUGAAGUUCACCAGUGUCCCGUCCAAGCAUGCUGCACUGAAGCACAGCAAGGCGCUGCGCAGCCGCAAAAUCUAUCUGGACAGCGACUUGACGCCCCAGCAGCGUGAGAUUCGCAUUCAGAAGCGCGAUCGGUUCCAGCAGCUCAAGGUUCAGAACAUGCGGCCUUUCUGGCGCGAUGAGCGCCUGUUCUGCUACAAGGAAGGGCGUGUCGUGGAGGAUCGGGCACCACCAGGACCUCCCGCGCCGCAGGCACCUGCCGCCUCAGGCCCAACACCCAUGGACACCGCUGGGCCUUCCUACGCGCAAGUUGCGAGGCCAUAG
Messenger RNA from Coccomyxa subellipsoidea C-169, 813 nucleotides. RefSeq lists its product as hypothetical. The record is from RefSeq and is a predicted model, not a curated record. The transcript has a single exon. The coding region runs from base 1 to 813 and encodes 270 amino acids. Lineage: Eukaryota; Viridiplantae; Chlorophyta; Trebouxiophyceae; Coccomyxaceae.